UAAUGUGGUAAUCGUGAAGUCAAGACAGGGUCAGGGCUGUGACGAUCGUACAUGGGCGUGCAUCGCAGUACAUACAUCAACAUGGAUGAAGCGAACAGCGAACUCGGGGUAGUGACUGUCGAUGGGAAGAAGCUUGACUCGGAUUCCAGUGGACAGGACAUCGUUACAGUAACAGAUCGAAGUGGCCACACCUUAAAGUUUCAACUAUUCCAAGGAGUACAUUAUAUACCUUUGUUUAAAGUCGCUAUACUUCAACAAAUCAAAGGUCUCAAAAUGAGACCAGAUGACAUAUACUUCAGCGGAUAUCCUCGAACAGGGACAAACUGGACAUUCGAAAUGACAAGCAUGCUUCUUAAUGGUAAAGCUGAAACCAUCCAAAGAGCCAAGGAUCUCAUGGAGUUAUCUCAGCCUGACAAACUAGCCCAGCUGCCAUCACCACGCAUCGUCAACUCUCAUAUGAAGCUGUGCGACUCUCCAGAUGAUGUGGCAGCUCUUAAGUGCAAAGUAAUCUACACCUUGCGAGACCCAAAGGAUGUUAUCGUCUCUCUGUACAAUCUCCUUUAUGACAGGCCCUGGUCCUAUGGUAGAUAUCAGGGGUCACUUGAGGAUUAUCUUCACCUCUUCUUGGAUGGAACAGGUUAUGUUUCAGUCGACAAUAAUGGCAUAUUUGAACACUGGAGAGACGCCGAGAAAUAUUUUAGUCAGCAUCCCGAAAUUCCAGUUCAUUUGCAAAUAUACGAAGACGCCAUCAAGGAUCCUGUACGUGUUGUUCAAACUCUGUCCGACUUCCUUGGGCUGACCAGAGAUGACGAUCUGUGCCGAGCCAUUGCAGAGAAGUGCAACUUUUCCGGAAUGAAAAUCGACAAGGAGCCCUUUGCAUUAAAACUUGAUGGUGAAAAUUAUUUGUACAGAAAAGGAAUCGUUGGUGACUGGAAGAACUGGUUCAACGACGAGAUGUUGGAGGACUACUACAGCGUGUACGAAGAAAAGAUGGCGGGGUCCAGAUUCUAUGAUACUUAUGCCAGGAGUAAAUACUAGUAUAGCCAUACGAAAAUGUUUCUAAUGGUCAAUAUAUACACAAAUCGGAGAUGCAUUAAUUACCGAUAUAGCACAAAGCCUAACUUGAAUCACUACUCUGAAUGGACAUAUACUUUACGGUGUUAUAUUUCUUUUUGAACUUCAUAAUGUAAAAAACGUCUCGUCAGAUUAAACCAUUUACAGACUGAAUAAAUAAAGCUAGAGUAUUGAAUGAACACUGCAUAUCACAACACAACUAUUUUAUUACCUAGAGUUAAUUUUAAGGAAUGUUGAUUAUAAACUUUCAGUUACAAAUCGAAAAACAAAAGUUCAAGCUGCCUUCCAAUAUACAUUCAUCAUUUGCUUGGAUAAAUGAACCGACUAAUUCGUUUUAAGAAAUGUUAAGACCCUCAAAAGUCCCACUGUUUCUUUUAAUCUAACCCAGUAAAUAAUCAGUGUCAAAGGGAGUCGAUGAAUUAUACUUUAAACACUCGCUGGGGGCCCUUUUGUUAAAGAACACGUUCUCCAUUUAUAUGACCAACAUGAUAGAGGACAUAUAUAUUCUUUUCGAAUACUUGCAAUUGCGUGAGUUUCAAGUGAUGUUUACUGUAUAAAUCUGACGAGGACAUGUCGACGUGUUCACGUCUGUUGGAAGGAAGGUCAAGGUUGCCGAGGCUAUGUGACUUGCGGCGUCGGUGACAUGCACAUUCAUAUAGGUCAACAGUCAAUUCGAUGAGUGUCUGGGUGGACAUGUUGUCUAUAUAAGACAGUUGACUGUUCAUUCAGGGUUCACAAUAAAUUGCACUGUAUAUCUCAACAACUCUGCAACAAGACCAUAUGUUAAUAUGCCACCUUCGUCAUUGUCAAUCACGGAAAAGUUCACUACUUGGUGAAACGCGUUCCUGCAUAUACUGUUAUUGAUUGUUGAGAUGUUUUAGUCACAUCUUAUACCAUAAUAUGCUCAGUUGUGCUUCAUAAGUUCGUGUCGGAACAGACCGCCUCCGUGGUUUAGUGGUACAGCGUCCGCCCGGAGAGCGGAAGGUCCGGAAUUCGAUCCCCGGCCGCGUUAUACCAAAAGACGUAGUUGUUGUUACCCUGUCUGGCGCUCGGCA
This is a messenger RNA of Haliotis rufescens (red abalone), 2129 nucleotides long. Its product is annotated as sulfotransferase 1B1-like. Bases 52 to 1038 code for a protein of 328 amino acids. Gene Ontology annotation, cellular component: cytoplasm. The transcript is spliced from 6 exons. Gene Ontology annotation, biological process: sulfation. Lineage: Eukaryota; Metazoa; Mollusca; Gastropoda; Lepetellida; Haliotidae. The record is from RefSeq and is a predicted model, not a curated record. Gene Ontology annotation, molecular function: sulfotransferase activity.